AUCAAUGCGUAAAAGCUUGAGGAACGAUGUCUCUGAAUUUCUCGAGCUUGAACAGUACAUUGGACGCGCACUCGGUCUUUUCCUAUAACGUCCCUGCGCUUCUCUUUGGGGUCCUGCUUAUUAUUGUGAUUAUUUGCGGUAAUGUGCUCGUGUGCAUUAGUGUGUACAAAGAAAAAGCACUGAAGACAACGACAAACUAUUUCAUUGUGAGUUUAGCUGUGGCAGAUCUGCUGCUGGCUGUCUUGGUUUUGCCACUUUUCAUCUAUGCGGAGUUUCAAGGUGGCGUAUGGUCUUUAGAUUUGGCUUUAUGCGAUGGACUGAUGACUAUGGAUGUGAUGCUCUGCACGGCAUCUAUAUUCAACCUUUGUGCCAUCAGCGUUGACAGGUUUAUUGCUGUGUCUAUACCGCUAAACUACAACCGCAAGCACGUUGACCAUCGACAGAUCAUCCUACUGUCAGCCACAUGGCUCUUGGCCCUGGCCGUGGCGUCGCCUGUAAUUUUCGGAAUUAACAACGUUCCACAGAGGGACCCAAGAGAAUGCAAACUAGAAGACAAUAAUUACGUGGUGUAUUCUUCAGUAUGUUCCUUUUUUAUUCCCUGCCCCAUAAUGCUCCUACUGUACUUCGGGAUGUUCCAUGGCUUGCGCAAAUGGGAAGAGACACGUAAAGCCAAACUGAGAAACGGUAUCCAGGCCUGUCAGAGGCUGCAGCACGCCGCGGUGGCCGCCGCGUUGCCUCCUUUGUGUGCUUUGCCUGCUUCACUGCCCCGGGUCAUUGAGAGAGACUUGACACAGUCCAGCCUUGAGGAGCUGGAGGACUUUACACAACCCAUCUGCCCCUUACCCGAGUAUAAACACAACCCCAUCAAAACUGUGGUUUGCCUGGACAUUCGCAAUGGGCAGCCAACCCAACAGAAGAAGAGAGCUAAGAUAAAUGGCAGGGAGAGGAAAGCCAUGAGGGUCUUGCCGGUUGUUGUCGGUACCUUCCUCUUUUGCUGGACUCCCUUCUUUGUGGUUCACACCACUCGAGCUCUGUGUGAAUCGUGCCACAUCUCUCAACAUCUCAUGAGCACAGUAACAUGGUUGGGUUACGUCAACAGUGCCCUGAACCCUAUCAUCUACACCAUCUUCAACACUGAAUUCAGGAAGUUCUUCCGAGGAUUUCUAAAGCGCUGUUGUUUGACAUCCACUAAACGACAACGAGGCGCUAAAAAUAUUUAAAUGUGUAUACUG
Molecule: messenger RNA, 1232 nt
Organism: Paramisgurnus dabryanus
Lineage: Eukaryota; Metazoa; Chordata; Actinopteri; Cypriniformes; Cobitidae
Gene: drd4b
Product: dopamine receptor D4b
Biological process (GO): negative regulation of synaptic transmission, glutamatergic; phospholipase C-activating dopamine receptor signaling pathway; adenylate cyclase-inhibiting dopamine receptor signaling pathway
Cellular component (GO): plasma membrane
Molecular function (GO): G protein-coupled receptor activity; dopamine neurotransmitter receptor activity, coupled via Gi/Go
Source: RefSeq, a predicted model, not a curated record